Messenger RNA from Meloidogyne enterolobii, 915 nucleotides. The record is from the annotation of a GenBank genome assembly. Lineage: Eukaryota; Metazoa; Nematoda; Chromadorea; Rhabditida; Meloidogynidae.
AUGAGUGAUUUGCGUCAAUUAAGAGAAAGUGGACAGAUUGAAAAACCUUCAAUAAUUAAUCAACAAUCUGCUUCUAAUGUUAAAAUUGCCAAUAAAAAAAUUUUGCCCAAAACACUCGGGGCGCUUCCAACAACAACUAAACUUGCUUCAACAGCACCUCCAGUUCCCCCACAUCGUGGUAAUUCUGCUGGUGUUACUGCUACAACAAUAACAACAAAUUCAAAUAAUUUAAAGAAGAAUACUACAGUGUUUGCUUCAAACCCAAUUCCAUUUAGUCGUCCAUGUCGUUGUCCUACACAACAUCAACAACAACAACAGCAGCAACAAGCAUUUAGUAAAAUCCAGAAUUCUCGGUGCAGAAGCGAGCCAAGAAAUGAUGGUGGCCGUUUUUCAAUGCGUCCAACAUCUGCAACACGUGCUAAUACUAAUGCUUUAAGGCAAACAGCUUCAUCAAAUGCUGCUAAAUUAAAAGCUGCGGAAGAAGAAAAAAUGUUGGGUUGGUUACGUCGUAAAGAAUAUGAUCCUCGUAGAGCUGUUGCUGAAGCAGAACAACAACAACAGCAGCAUUUAUUAUUGCAACAACAACAACAAUUAAGAAAACAACAAGAAGCAUUUACUUCAAAUCGUUCAAUUUCCGCAACAUUAACAAACCAAGAACAACAACAAAAUUCAAAACAACAAAGUUCAUUUUCCCGUUGGAAAGCCGCUCAACAAAAACAACAACAACAAUUAAUUAAUAAACCACCACCAUUAGAGUCUCACCGUUCCCAUGAUGAAUUAAAUAGAUUAGCUGAAGUGUGUGAUGAUGAGGAUGAUUCUAUUGGGUUAACAAGUGAUUCUUGUAAUACUAGUCUUCAAAGAACAGUUGACGAACUUACUCAAAAAUGUCAUAAAAGCAUUGCUUUACUCAAGUAA